Molecule: messenger RNA, 1920 nt
Organism: Gossypium arboreum
Lineage: Eukaryota; Viridiplantae; Streptophyta; Magnoliopsida; Malvales; Malvaceae
Product: aldehyde dehydrogenase family 2 member B7, mitochondrial-like
Exons: 12
Coding region: 1-1677 (558 amino acids)
Molecular function (GO): aldehyde dehydrogenase (NAD+) activity
Source: RefSeq, a predicted model, not a curated record
AUGGCGGCUAGGAUUCUUCAUUGCUUUCUUGCUCAUUGUCUUAUUCUUCCCUCCUUCCUAAAGCCGAGCCUACAACGAAAGCGAUUGAAAGAGGCAUUUGCUGUUUUUUUUUCCAAAGAAAAAGAGACUUUUGCUGUUGGGAGGUUCUGUGGAGUGGGCAGAGUGGUUUCUGGUUACAGCACUUCUGCUGGUAUUGAGAACCCGAUCAAUCCUUCCAUCAAAGUGCACUGCACUCAGCUUUUGAUUAAUGGGAACUUUGUUGAUUCAGCAUCAGGUAAAACUUUUCCAAUAUAUGACCCCAGGACAGGGGAUGUGAUUGCUCAUGUUGCUGAAGGUGAUGCAGAAGAUAUUGAUCGAGCUGUUUGUGCUGCUCGUAAGGCAUUUGAUGAAGGACCUUGGCCAAAGAUGACUGCUUAUGAAAGAUCGAAGGUAUUGUUUCGCUUUGCUGAUCUCCUUGACAAGCAUAUCGAGGAACUUGCAACGCUUGAGACUUGGGAUAAUGGAAAAUCGUAUGAACAGUCUGCUAAGAUUGAACUACCAAUGAUCUCACGAAUAAUUCGGUACUAUUCUGGUUGGGCAGAUAAGAUUCAUGGUCUUACAAUUCCAGCUGAUGGUCCACACCUUGUGCAAACCAUACAUGAACCAAUUGGUGUUGCUGGUCAAAUUAUUCCGUGGAAUUUUCCUCUUCUCAUGUUUGCUUGGAAGGUUGGGCCUGCCCUAGCAUGUGGCUGUACAAUCGUUCUUAAGUCAGCAGAGCAGACACCUUUGUCAGCUCUUUAUGCUGCCAAGCUACUUCAUGAGGCUGGACUUCCUCCAGGUGUUCUAAAUGUGGUUUCAGGUUUUGGUCCAACUGCUGGUGCUACUCUUGCCAGUCACAUGGAUGUGGAUAAGCUUGCAUUCACUGGAUCUAGUGAAACUGGAAAAAUUGUCCUUGAGUUAGCUUCAAAAAGCAAUCUUAAGCCCGUAACAUUGGAGCUUGGAGGAAAGUCGCCUUUCAUCGUAUGCAAGGAUGCUGAUGUGGACAAAGCCGUUGAGCUGGCUCACUUUGCUUUGUUCUUUAAUCAGGGGCAAUGUUGCUCUGCCGGCUCUCGUACAUAUGUACACGAGGAUGUGCAUGAUGAGUUUAUAGAGAAGGCAAAGGCACGUGCACUGAAACGUAGCGUUGGUGAUCCAUUCAAGGCAGGAGUUGAACAGGUUCCCCAGAUUGGCUCGGAACAAUUUGAAAAGAUAUUGAGGUACAUAAGAUCAGGUAUCGAAAGUGGAGCAAUUCUUAUAACUGGAGGAGAUAGGCUAGGGAGCAAGGGCUUUUAUAUUCAGCCCACUGUUUUCGCUAACGUAAAGGAAGAUAUGUUGAUUGCACAGGAUGAGAUAUUUGGUCCAGUUCAAUCAAUCCUUAAAUUCAGGGACAUGGAUGAAGUUAUUCGGAGGGCAAAUAGUACGAGAUACGGACUGGCUGCUGGUGUAUUUACAAAUGACUUAGACACUGCUAACACCUUGAGCGGGGCAUUGAAAGUUGGAACCGUAUGGAUAAACUGCUAUGAUGUAUUUGACGCAGCCAUCCCAUUUGGUGGGUACAAGAUGAGUGGACAAGGAAGAGAAAAGGGUGUUAACUGUCUCAGCAAUUACUUGCAAGUCAAGGCUAUUGUGGCUCCUUUGAAGAACCCAGCUUGGAUAUAGAUCCCUUUCACUAGCUUUUAGUUUCUUUAGCUUUCUCUGGUCCAUUUAGUUAAGCAGGUAAUAAAACAAAAAACACACAGGGGAUUCUGGAUCUUUUGUGUUGUAUAAAAUAUAAACUCAACCCAUAAAAGGCAUGGAUUAUUUGUGAAACCACCAAAGAUGAUUCUAAUACUAAAUUUGUAAAGAAACCAACAUUGAACCCUCAUCUGCUUCGGUGUAAUAAGGAUUAGAAACAACACUACA